UCCAAGACUCACAUGAGGCCAUCACCUUGCUAGGCCUGCUGUUGCUGCACCCGCGACUCAUUGACUUUGCGAAAUUCCGCCGCAUAAUUCAAACUGAACUUCCUUUUCGGCGAGCAACUUGGAUCACCUUCACAUCGGACCCCUCCCCGGCUCAUCAUCAUGACCGUCCCCUCACCGGAAGAGGGUCUGACCCCGGAGCAGCUCGCCCGCUUCCACCGCGACGGCUACCUCAUCAUCCCCGGCGCCCUGUCCCCGGAGACCGUCGCGGGCCUGCUCUCCGAGACCCACUCGCUGCUGGACAACUUCUCCCUCGCGGACCACCCCAUGACGCGCUUCUCCACCGGCGAUAAGGCCGACCACGUCGGCGACGACUACUUCCUCUCCUCAGGCGACAAGGUCCGCUUCUUUUUCGAGGAAGACGCCUUCGACGACGCCGGCAACCUCAUCAAGCCGAAAGCCCGCGCCAUCAACAAGAUCGGCCACUACCUGCACGGCCUCUCGCCGCCCUUCGCCGCCAUCUCGGACCCGAACCCGAGCAAGGUCGGCGCCGGACCCGUCAAGGGCAAGCCGUCCGCCGUGGCCCGCAGCCUGGGCUUCCGCGACCCGCGGUGCCUGCAGAGCAUGGUCAUCUGCAAGCAGCCCGAGAUCGGCGGCGCAGUGCCCCGGCACCAGGACUCGACCUUCCUGUACACGAACCCGCCGUCCGCCGUCGGCUUCUGGUACGCCCUCGAGGACGCCACGCUCGAGAACGGCUGCCUGAGCUUCCUGCCGGGCUCGCACCGCUGGGCGCCAGUGACGCACCGCCUCGUGCGCAAGGCCGGGGGCGGCGCCGGCACCGAGAUGGUGGCCAACGACGGCCCGCGGUUCCCGCCCGGCGAGGAGUACGGCGGCGCGGAGGGUGAGCAGGACGGCAAGGGCGGGGAGUACGUCCCCGGUGAGGUCAAGGCCGGCGACCUGGUGCUGAUCCACGGCAACCUGCUGCACAAGAGCGAGAAGAACCUGAGCAGCAAGGGGCGCAUCAUCUACACGUUUCACGUCAUCGAGGCGGAAGGCACGGCGUACGACGAGAGGAACUGGCUGCAGCCGCCCGAGGCCGGGUUCACCAGGUUGUAUGCUUCCUAAAUGUGUAGACUCGUGGGUAUCCAUCGAUAGAAUUCAGAUUCAGUCUUGCCCCUUCCCCCCACUUCCUUCCAACACAAACGAACAAAAAAAACAACAAGAAGAAAAUCUCCCUUUUAAAUCCUGGCAUCGUAUCGUGGCAACGGCACUGAGCGGUGACGGUGAUGGUUUUGUUUGGUACAGGUAUGAUUGAUGCAUGGCUUGAUACAGUUCGAAUCUUUGCAGGUGGUGGUUGCCUUCACCCCAACGAGCCUUUUUUU
This is a messenger RNA of Colletotrichum destructivum, 1379 nucleotides long. RefSeq names its product Putative phytanoyl-CoA dioxygenase. The record is from RefSeq and is a predicted model, not a curated record. Lineage: Eukaryota; Fungi; Ascomycota; Sordariomycetes; Glomerellales; Glomerellaceae. The transcript has a single exon. Bases 160 to 1122 code for a protein of 320 amino acids.